Thalassophryne amazonica is the source of this 1411-nucleotide messenger RNA. It is a transcript of the gene hibadhb, whose product is annotated as 3-hydroxyisobutyrate dehydrogenase b. The coding region runs from base 58 to 1047 and encodes 329 amino acids. Gene Ontology annotation, cellular component: mitochondrion. The transcript has 8 exons. Lineage: Eukaryota; Metazoa; Chordata; Actinopteri; Batrachoidiformes; Batrachoididae. Gene Ontology annotation, molecular function: 3-hydroxyisobutyrate dehydrogenase activity; NADP binding; NAD binding. The record is from RefSeq and is a predicted model, not a curated record. Gene Ontology annotation, biological process: L-valine catabolic process.
CAUCAGUUAUGAGCAAACCGUGUUGUUACGUCAGACAAAGGUCAACAGAAAAUAAGUAUGGCUGCUGUGCUCAGAGGGUUUCGGUGCUUAGUGGGAAAGUGUUACAGCAAUGUUGACUUUACGAUCGUCCCCACAAGGUCUAUGGCUUCAAAGACACACGUGGGAUUUGUUGGUUUGGGAAAUAUGGGAAACCCCAUGGCGAAGAACCUGUUGAAGCAUGGAUACCCAGUCAUUGCUACAGACGUGUUCCCAGAAAGUUGCAAAGAAGUGCAGGAGUUAGGAGCUCAGAUUGUUGAUAACCCUUCUGAGGUAGCAGACAGGGCUGACCGCAUUAUCACCAUGCUUCCAUCUAGUCCAAAUGUCAUAAACGUUUACGCUGGACCCAAUGGCAUUCUCAAAAAGGUGAAGAAAGGCUCACUUCUCAUUGACUCCAGCACCAUUGACCCAGCCGUUUCAAAAGAGAUGGCGGCUGCCACUGAAAAGAUGGGAGCAGUUUUUAUGGAUGCACCUGUGUCUGGAGGUGUGGGUGCUGCAAAUUCGGGUAAGCUGACUUUUAUGGUGGGAGGAGCAGAGGAAGAAUUUAAUGCAGCCAAAGAACUGCUGAGUUGUAUGGGAGCCAAUGUGGUGUACUGUGGUCAGGUUGGGACUGGACAGGCUGCCAAAAUCUGUAACAACAUGCUUUUAGCUAUUGGAAUGAUUGGGACUUCAGAAACCAUGAAUCUUGGAAUCAGACUUGGUCUUGACCCUAAACUGUUGGCCACAGUCCUGAACAUGAGCUCAGGCCGGUGCUGGUCGAGUGACACCUACAACCCUGUACCAGGAGUCAUGGAGGGAGUCCCCUCUGCAAACAACUACCAAGGAGGAUUCUUCACACACCUGAUGGCUAAGGAUUUGGGGCUUGCACAGGACUCAGCCACCAGCACACGGACUUCUGUCCCUCUUGGCUCCUUGGCCCAUCAGAUCUACCGUAUGAUGUGUGCACGAGGUUACGGCAGUAAAGAUUUCUCUUCUGUGUUCCAGUUCCUGCGAGAGGAAGAGAGCCAGUAAAGUCAGCCUUGCCAUGCACGAUCCCGUUUCACACCGGGCUAACAUUGAAUCGGGAGCGCUUGGCCCCCUGAGGACUUGUGUUUUUCAAAGUUGUAAAGCUGAACCAUGAAAGCUCCAACACAUGCGAGCACUUUUCUCCUGUUGGAAAUCAUGUUUCCUGUGUGAUCUGGCUUUUAUAGAAGCUCUCCUUCAGUUUUCCAUGGAUUGUUUGAUAUGCAGAUGGCAAUUAGUGGGAUGGUGAAAAGAUGUUUCCACAUUUAUCUGUGAUUUUUUUUUAAAGCCCAUUUUUCUUCUGUUCAUAAGGUUUAGUGUUGUUAACACUUGUGCAUUAUGAAAUAAAUGACAUCUCAAAUGCUGUGCAGUU